Plasmodium coatneyi is the source of this 1752-nucleotide messenger RNA. Its product is annotated as KIR protein. The record is from RefSeq and is a predicted model, not a curated record. The coding region runs from base 1 to 1752 and encodes 583 amino acids. NCBI's taxonomy places the organism in Eukaryota, Apicomplexa, Aconoidasida, Haemosporida, Plasmodiidae. The transcript is spliced from 5 exons.
AUGAAUGAAGUACAUAAUAAUAAUCAGAAGCCUACAUUAUAUUCCGAAUGGAUAUAUGAUAUGCUCAAGGAAGGGGGCGGACAACUCGUGCCUUAUAAACUUGUCACCCAGUUAGAGCAGGAGUUAAAUGGAUAUACCCAGGUUAAGAAGUCUGCACAUACAAUUGCGACAGCGUGCUCCUUCGUAUCUGAAGUAAGGAAGAAGGAACAGGCGGACAGUGGCAUUUGUACUUGGUUUUAUUACUGGUUAGGGAAUAUGCUAUUUAAUGAAGGUAAGCUCAGUUCAAUCUCGGAUGUUAUGGAUAUUAUUUACACAGCAUGGGGAAAAUCUGAUUUAGGAAAUAGUUGUACAAAGGAUAACACUCAUAAUGACGGAGUUGAUUUCUACAGUAAGAAGAGUGAGUUCGACUUUAAGAAGGACUAUGAGCCUCAGGAAGAGCAAGAGCAAUGUAAAAGUGAUAGUAGGGAUGGCAGCAGUGGUCCAUAUUGCACCAAGUUCAUAGGGAAAUAUGGGAACUCCUGUACACGGAAUUCAUCACAAUUAACAUGCACGUGGAAAAAUCUCAAAAAACCUUCUGCUGGAGAUGACUUCGACCUCGACAUUGGCAAAAUGGACCUAGACAAUAAGGAUCAGGACCCCAUAUUAAGCAAUUUACCUUCCACAAAGGCAUACAAAAAAUUUAAUGAAGCCAAUGGCACCUGUGAGGAAGAUGGUGAUGUUAGCUUACCAUUAGAAAUAGAAGGAGCAUUUCCAGGGAGCCUUAAGACCGGUAAUCAGCGUUACCUUAAUAGGCUUAAGGAUGUUUGGUGCUACGCAAGUAAAGGGGGGGAGGGCAAUUUGACCGAUGUUGAACGGUGCAGCUUUUUGUAUUAUUACAUAGGGUAUACGUUCUCUGAGUACUUCACCCAUGAUAGUUCAUUUCAGACUUUUAUGGAUACUGUCCGCAAGGAAUUGGAGCAGUUGUCUGAUGUUGAUGGCGAGAAGUGUGAUAUUGUGCCCAGUUGUUCCGGCAGGACCCAUUUCACAUGGGAAAAGGAAGUAUACGAUUUUAUACAGGAUCAUGGAACUAUAAGAACAACGUUAGAGGGAAGUGAAAUCACCUGUACUAAAGAGUUUCUCCAACAUUUGGAAGAUGUUGCUGGUGCAUUUGGAACUAUGGGUUGGCAUUGCACGAAGAAUGCUACGAAGGACGGGAAAUAUUGUCAAAAACUUAACAGCGCACAUAAACCAAACAAACUUGUGGAACUCCUGAAAACAAAAUGUACAUUACCAGAGACACAGAAAUAUAUUAUACAAAGAAUAGAAACAUUGGGUAUACUUCCCAGUACGGGGACUUCCUCCGGAACGGGCACCAUUGUCUGUUCCACAUUGUCUGUACUGGGACUACCAAUGCUUGGAUACUUCUUAUAUAAGUAUAACCUUUUACCUUCUUGGUUUGGUAACCAUUUUGGAGGAGGGAGCAGUAAAAUAAGGAAGAGAAAAAAAAGAUCUACCAGGAGCAACUUUGAUGCAUUAACGGAAUACACAACAGAGGACGGCACUUCAACAAUAGCACCUUCAACAAUUGGUGACUCAACAAUAGGUUCCACCGUAGAAGAUAAUUCUACCAUAUAUAAUGAUGAACGAAGACCACCACCACGACGAUCAUCAUCUGGAAGGGGAUCAAAUAGUAGACCACAACAACAUAGGCAACAGCAGCAAAGGCCACAAAGGCAACAGAAACAAAGAAAUAUAAGUUAUCAAAACAUAUAA